ACUUUCAUUUUGAUGCGUCAAACAAUAUAUUGUCACAUGAAGUCGUACACCAGUUAAUUAAGUAGUGAAUUUGUUUUUGGACGGAAGUUAUUCGAAAGAAAAGAAAUGACUAAAAUAAUUUGUGACUAAGUAUCAGAUUGGUGUAACUGUGUUUUAUUUAGACAAAUAAAAUGGAUCUGCGAAAAGUGAAAAAUGAAGACAAGCUGGAGUUGUGUCGAAAAUAUUACUUAGGAGGUUUUGCUGUGCUGCCAUUCCUGUGGUUUAUCAACUCGAUCUGGUUCUUCAACGAGGCGUUCCGAAAACCGGCGUUUGAGCAACAGCAGCAGAUGAAGACUUAUGUGAUCCGGUCGAUGAUACUAACGACCAUAUCAACAGUUGUCAUCGUGGCAUGGAUCGUCGUGUUUCAACUCAACCGAGUCAGCUGGGGGGCGACGGCCGACUACAUGUCGUUUGUCCUCCCAAGAGGAUACGCAUGAAUUACCAUCGAUCAUCCAUCUUAUUUCUGAUUCCAUUCACUCAUAGGCAUACAUUAACAAUGUUUUCGGAGCAAUUAUAGAAUCUGUCCUGCCACGUAAACAGGGGACGUGAUUGCACAAAAUGUGUGCAGGGUGUGCACGUGCAUACAUACAUGCAUGUGCACACACACACACACACACACACACACACAUGUAUAUCAGGGUUUAAGCUGUCCAUCGCCAAAUGUGAAUUAAAAUUUAAUUUGACAAAUAUAUUUCAUUACUAAUUCACAAAAAAAUAUCUAUUCGAAAAAAAUUGUUUUCUGUUAAUAGAUAUACGACCAUUUUUGCUGUUUGGCUAAAUUAAAGUUUAAUUUGGCGACCGAUUUCUUAGCAAAUUCACCAUAUGGGGUCAUUAUCACUAAAACAGUUUGAAUGUGACCUAGAUGUAAAUAAGAUUACGGAAAAUAAAAUCCAUGAAUGAUGCAUCAUGGGGAAAAAACAUAAGUUGGUGAUCUAUUCUAAACAAGAAAGCACAUACCACGGCCUUUGACCAGUUGUAGUCCUUAACCAUAUGUCUGACGCCAUAUAACCAUAAAUAAAAUGUGUUGAGUGUGUCGUUAAAUAAAAUAUUUCCUUCCUUGACCAGUUGUGGUGCCUGGUUGGAAUGAAAGAAAACCCAAUCAGUUGAAUGGAUCCACUGAGGUGCUUCAAUCCUGCGACACAAACACACCAGGCAAGCACUCGAUCGACUUAGCUAAAUCCCACCCCAAAGAUUACAAAUUUAAACAAUUGUUUAUUUUGUUUGGUAGGCCAACAUCGUUUUAAUUGAGUUACUUCAAACUUUAAUACAUAUGUAAUUAUGUGUAUUUUUCUGUUUUUGUUCUCUUGGUGUUUUGGGGUUGAUUGCUGUAUAUAUAAUAUAUACUUGGUGUAUGUUGUUUAUUCUAGUACUUUAAAAUAUCUUAGGUAUCCUCAUUUAAGUUGCCCCCCCCCCCCCCC
Molecule: messenger RNA, 1457 nt
Organism: Gigantopelta aegis
Lineage: Eukaryota; Metazoa; Mollusca; Gastropoda; Neomphalida; Peltospiridae
Product: gamma-secretase subunit pen-2-like
Exons: 4
Coding region: 171-476 (101 amino acids)
Biological process (GO): Notch receptor processing
Cellular component (GO): gamma-secretase complex
Source: RefSeq, a predicted model, not a curated record